CCCUGGUAAAUAUUGGUUCCACAGACAGCUGAGUUGGAUUUUGUUUAGAUUUUGUAAAUUCUUGAUUUUACGGGACAAAAAGUUAGUUUUUGAUAGGGAUAAAGAGUAAAAAACAAUCAAAAUGGAUCCAGCACUGCUUCGCGAACGCGAGGCCUUCAAGAAGAGGGCGAUGGCCACGCCCACCGUGGAGAAGAAGUCCAAGCCCGAUAGACCAGCUCCACCGCCGCCCAGCGAUGAUUCCAAGCGGAAAAUGCGUCCUCCAACGGCUCCCAAGUUGGAUGCCUCAACUUACAAGACCAUGUCGGGCAGCUCCCAAUACCGCUUUGGAGUGCUGGCCAAGAUUGUGAAAUUCAUGCGCACACGCCACCAGGACGGCGAUGAUCAUCCACUGACCAUUGAGGAGAUUCUGGACGAGACCAACCAACUGGAUAUUGGACAGUCCGUUAAGAAUUGGCUUUCUAGCGAGGCUCUGCACAAUAAUCCCAAAGUGGAGGCCAGUCCCUGUGGCACCAAGUUCAGUUUCAAGCCAGUCUACAAAAUCAAGGAUGGCAAAACCCUUUUGCGACUGUUGAAACAACACGAUUUAAAGGGCCUGGGUGGCAUUUUACUUGACGAUGUCCAGGAAUCACUGCCGCACUGCGAAAAGGUCCUGAAAAACCGAGCUGCUGAAAUCCUAUUCAUUAUCAGACCCAUUGACAAAAAGAAGAUUUUAUUCUACAACGAUAGGACCGCCAAUUUUUCGGUGGACGAAGAGUUCCAGAAGCUUUGGCGCUCAGCCACGGUCGAUGCCAUGGACGAUGCCAAGAUCGACGAGUACCUAGAAAAGCAGGGCAUUCGCUCCAUGCAAGAUCAUGGCCUGAAGAAACCCGUUCCCAAGCGCAAGAAGGCGGCCAACAAGAAGCGGCAGUUCAAGAAGCCCAGAGACAACGAGCAUUUGGCCGACGUUCUGGAAGUCUACGAGGAUAACACUCUAACUCUGAAGGGCGUGAAUCCUACGUAGAAUUAUAACUUAAGAUUAGACAAUAAAAAUAACUCUCAAUAGUAUAGUAAGUGCACUCCAAAAUGGGCAUUAUAAA
Molecule: messenger RNA, 1076 nt
Organism: Drosophila takahashii
Lineage: Eukaryota; Metazoa; Arthropoda; Insecta; Diptera; Drosophilidae
Gene: TfIIEbeta
Product: transcription factor IIEbeta
Biological process (GO): transcription initiation at RNA polymerase II promoter
Cellular component (GO): transcription factor TFIIE complex
Molecular function (GO): TFIIH-class transcription factor complex binding
Source: RefSeq, a predicted model, not a curated record